Messenger RNA from Symbiodinium pilosum, 1833 nucleotides. The record is from the annotation of a GenBank genome assembly. NCBI's taxonomy places the organism in Eukaryota, Dinophyceae, Suessiales, Symbiodiniaceae.
AUGGGCGCCUGGGGCCGCUCUCGGAUAUGGUUGAAACGCCUUGUGCAAAGAUGUGAAACUGUAGGGGUUGCCCGCUUGCCAACGGCUCUGGCACCCCAGAUACCGAUUGAAAGAUGGGAUGUCCGUCCGCUGGCUGCCAUGUUGACAGCAGCAUCAGCAGUUGCAGCAGUUGCAGCAGAGCAGACGCGGCGCUCGCAUAGCAAGCUCAGCUGUGCCUCUACACAGCGUGUAAGCCUGGGCCCCAUCACUGACUUCGAAGAGGCCAGCAUGCGAGAGGUGAAGAUGGAGGGAGGCGGAGCUGUGCUGGUUCAUCGCCAUCAGGGCGAGUUCUUCGUAACUUCGCCGGCCUGUGGCCACUAUGGAGCUCCCCUCAGGAAGGGCGUCAGCUCUGCAGGAGGCCGCGGUGGCCCACCCACCAUCACCUGCCCCCUGCACGAUGCCACUUUCGACCUGCGAACUGGCCAGGUGGUUAGAGGUCCCAGUGUGGACGGCAUCGCCGUCUACAAGUCGGAGGUCAAGAACGGUGUCCUUUUCGCCGACGUUCCCUCAGAGAUUGUUUCUGGCACCGGCAAGCACGCGAAGGUCCUCAAGCAGAUGGCGAAACGAAAGCCUGGAGACGAGCGGGUCUUCGCACUGUUGGGCGGUGGGCCAGCUUCAUUGGCAGCAGCCGAAACCCUUCGCCAGGAGGGCUUCACAGGUCGCAUUGUGAUGAUUACCCGCGAGCCACAUUUGCCGUAUGACCGUGUGCAGCUUUCAAAAGCAUUGGACAAACCAGUGGAAAAACUUCUUCUUCGACCUGAGGGCUUUUUCAAGGACUAUGACAUUGACGUCAUCCGAAAUGCUUCGGUUACCAAGCUCGACACAAAAACUCAAAAUGUGCACUACAUGAACGCUGACGGGCAGAAGGAAUCGCUCCACUAUGACAAGGUUCUGGUUGCCACCGGUGGUACACCUCGCAAACUUUUCGUACCUGGCGCGGACUUGAACAACAUCUUCACGCUAAGGACCCCUGAGGAUGCGGCAAAGAUCGCCCAGCUGGCCAAGAAGGGGCAAAAGAUGAUUGUUGUAGGUGGUUCCUUCAUUGGUAUGGAGGUGGCCUCCUCUUUGGCUAAGAAAGGCUGCGAUGUUGCUGUGAUUGCCAUGGAAACGGUGCCCUUCGAGCGCGUGUUGGGCAAGAAGGUUGGUGCAUCCUUCGCCCGGAAGCUGCAGAAGGAGGGCGUCGAGUGGUUUGGCACCUCGCAAGUUCGCCUCUUUCGCGGUAACGAAACGGUGAAUGGUGUGGAGCUGGAAGAUGGCGAGGUCCUCCCUGCAGAUGCAGUGGUGGUUGGUGCUGGGGUUCUCCCGAACACUCGCUUCAUUGAGGGCCUGUCGCUGGACAAGAACGGAGCCAUCAUUGUGAACCCGCUCUUGCAGGCCGAAGCGUGCGACAACCUUUUCGCCGCCGGUGAUGUCUGUGCCUACCCCGCCAUUCGCACAGGGCAGCGCGUGCGAAUUGAGCAUUGGGACGUGGCAACACAGCAGGGGCGGGUGGCAGCGCAAAACAUGCUGGGCAAGUACCAGCCGUUUACCACCACACCCUUCUUCUGGUCAGGUCUCUUCGGCAACCUCAACUUGCGCUUUGUCGGCCAUGCUCCCGAAGCGCUAGACCGAGUCAUUAUAGAAGGCGAUGUCAGCAACAUGGAGUUCGUCUCAUACUACACAGAGGAUGAUGAAAUCCGGGCGGUCGCAACUGUGAACAAGGACCCAGUGGCUGUUGCCUGUCCAGGCCUCAGGAGAUCAGGACUGCAUACAUUGUUUCCCACAGUUGCUGGUCUCAGGAGGUUACGAUUCUAA